Molecule: messenger RNA, 474 nt
Organism: Lactuca virosa
Lineage: Eukaryota; Viridiplantae; Streptophyta; Magnoliopsida; Asterales; Asteraceae
Source: the annotation of a GenBank genome assembly
AUGUCAGGUUAUGGUCUUGAGAUUGUAGAUACUUUGAUUGUUGAUAUAGAACCAGAUCAACAUGUGAAGAAAUCCAUGAAUGAAAUCAAUGCAGUUGCUAGAAUGAGAGUUGCUGCAAAUGAAAAAGCAGAGGCUGAAAAGAUUCUUCAAAUCAAACGAGUAGAAGGAGAAGCAGAAUCCAAAUACUUAUCUGGACUUGGAAUCGCUAGACAGCAUCAAGCGAUUGUGGAUGGUUUGAGUUGUCACUUUACAGGCUUUAGAGUUUUGAUUGUUGUGGACAUCGAUGUUUCUUAUGUUACUCUCAACUCUCUCAUCUCCAGCCAUCCUCAACCUAAACGUGCCUCUCAUCUCCGAUCAGGUUUAAUUUCCUCAUUUUAUUGUUUCCAUAUGAGCUUUCACCGUCCGUCUAAAGUGCUCUUUCGAUUAUUUUACAAAAAAAAUUUGGCACUUGAUUGGUAUAUGGGUUUUGAGUAG